GGAGAACCCGAGUGCCUUCCCCAAAGAUUUGUCAUCCGUGUUGUGUUUGGAAGGACGGCCAGGCAUUCUGAGCAAGAAAUGCAGGAGGUGGAUGAAAGGCUUGCCAAGUUGCAAGCGUGAAGAAGAGGGACAUGUUACAAAAUAUUGAGGCCAACUUGUGGAAAGAUUGGGAAUCAUUGAACUGACGAGACCAAAGCUGCAGGAGAAUGGACAGCGAGGUACAACGAGAUGGAAGGAUCUUGGAUUUGAUUGAUGAUGCUUGGCGGGAAGACAAGCUGCCAUAUGAGGAUGUUGCGAUCCCACUGAGUGAGCUUCCCGAGCCUGAGCAGGACAACGGUGGCACCACAGAGUCUGUGAAAGAGCAGGAGAUGAAGUGGACAGACCUGGCCUUGCAGUGCCUCCACGAGAACGUCCCACCAGCUGGAAACUGACACUGGCUUGCUUUCCCAUGGGUUUUCAAAAAUAUGUAGAUAAAGCAUGUUUCCUCUCUGUCUCCGAAUUCAGAUCUUUGAGUAAUAAAUCAACACUCAAAAACA
Messenger RNA from Peromyscus californicus insignis, 536 nucleotides. RefSeq names its product anaphase promoting complex subunit 13 (gene Anapc13). NCBI's taxonomy places the organism in Eukaryota, Metazoa, Chordata, Mammalia, Rodentia, Cricetidae. Gene Ontology annotation, biological process: protein K11-linked ubiquitination. The coding region runs from base 207 to 431 and encodes 74 amino acids. Gene Ontology annotation, cellular component: anaphase-promoting complex. The transcript is spliced from 3 exons. The record is from RefSeq and is a predicted model, not a curated record.